GUAUAUUUCGAAAUUAAGUUAGCCGUUCCACAAUGUCAUCUACACAAUACCCUGAACUACACGCUAGAGACAUCAAUAGCAGAACACAGCUCGCUGAUGCGAUCGAAACUGAACCUCAAGUGGAAGUAGUUGAGCUCGAAGAUCGUGAAAACUGGUCAAAUAAGCUUGAUUUCUUACUAUCUUGUAUUGGGUAUGCUGUAGGACUUGGCAAUGUCUGGCGAUUUCCAUACCUGUGUUAUAAGAAUGGAGGAGCAUCGUUUCUUAUUCCUUACACAAUAUGUUUGUUCUUUUGUGGGAUUCCCAUCUUCCUACUAGAGGUCGCCCUAGGCCAGUACACAGCUCAAGGGGUCGUGAAAGCAUGGGCAAUAGUMUCUCCAUUAUUUGGGGGUAUUGGGUUUGCUAUGACCAUUAUCACAGCUUUAUGUGGAGUGUACUAUAAUGUCAUCAUGGCUUGGUCUUUCUAUUAUAUGUUUGACUCGUUCAGAUCAGAAGUGCCUUGGAAAUACUGUGGCAAUCCUUGGAACACCAAGUACUGUAGUGUUUCUAGAAGAUCUUUGAAUUGCACAGCAAACUGCUCGUCGUUAAAACUAAUAUCACCUGAAGAAGAGUUCUUUCAUCGAAAGGUGCUCCAGAUAUCAGAUGGCAUCGGUAACCCGGGGGAAGUUCGCUUUGAGCUCGCUAUGUGUCUUCUUCUUGCUUGGAUUAUUGUCUAUUUUUGUGUUUGGAAAGGAAUAAAGUCAGCAGGCAAAGUGGUGUAUUUUACCGCUGUUUUUCCUUACGUGGUUUUGAUUAUUCUGUUUUUCCGUGGUGUCACUUUGCCUGGUUCUGGUGAUGGCGUUUUGUUUUACGUAAAACCAGACUUCUCAUUAUUAGCAAGUCCAUCGGUGUGGGUAGAUGCCGCUGGACAAAUCUUCUUUUCUCUAAGCGUUGGUUUUGGUGGUCUUAUAACAUAUGGCAGCUACAAUAAAUUCAAAAAUAACUGCAUCAGAGAUACUCUCAUUGUGUCAUUCAUCAAUUGUGGCACGAGUCUGUUUAGUGGAUUUGUUAUCUUCUCAGUGAUGGGUUUCAUGGCUCAUGAGCUUGGCAUGAGCGUCAAGGAUGUUGUCAGUUCUGGAGGACCUGGAUUAGCGUUCAUUGCUUAUCCCGAGGGUAUCAAGAAAAUGCCAGGUGCGCCAUUUUGGGCGUUUAUUUUCUUCUUCAUGUUGUUCAACCUGGGUCUGGACAGUCAGUUUGUUGGUGUCGAGACAGUGACUACAGUGUUGGCUGAUUCAUACAARGGAUGCAGACGGUACAAGCCACAUAUAACACUGAUAUUCUGCCUGGUCAGCUAUGUGAUUGGAAUUACCAAUAUUACUCAGGGAGGUAUGUACGUCUUUCAAAUGUUCGACUAUCAAGCAGGAGGUAUAUCUCUUAUUCUGGUCGCUCUACUAGAGGUCAUUGGCAUAGGAUGGUUUUACGGUGUUGAGACGUUCAGUAAGAACAUUGAGACAAUGGUUGGUUACAAACCGAACAUCUUCUAUCGCGUCUGCUGGAAGUAUAUAUCACCAACUAUUAUCUUGGUUAUCUUUAUAUGGAAUUGUAUCAGUUGGGAGGGCAUCAGCUAUGGAGAUCAUCAGUUCCCGCCAUGGGCCGAGUUCAUGGGUUGGCUACUGUGCAUUGUGUCUCUCAUGUUUGUACCAAUCUUUGCUGGUUAUAAGUUUUGGACAUAUAAGGGAACAAAGACCGAGCGGUUCAAACGUUUGUUGUCUCCUGAUCAAKACUACAUACGGGCAAUCAAUAAAAAAUAUGACGUUGACGACAA
Molecule: messenger RNA, 1801 nt
Organism: Exaiptasia diaphana
Lineage: Eukaryota; Metazoa; Cnidaria; Anthozoa; Actiniaria; Aiptasiidae
Product: sodium- and chloride-dependent GABA transporter 1
Biological process (GO): sodium ion transmembrane transport
Cellular component (GO): membrane
Source: RefSeq, a predicted model, not a curated record